AGGCUGCUGGGAGUUGUGGGCGUCUUCGGUCUCUCUCUCCUUCUGUCUUAAUUCAAGCCGCCUCGUGAGGGGCUGUGCCACGCCCGGAGUGGUUGCUGGCAGCGGCGGCGGGGUGCGCCCGCUUUGGAGAUUUAUCCGCCUGAGGGAGAGGGAAUGCCGGACGGCGCCGGACUGUUCCGGUCACAACUGUCACAAGGUUUGAUAAUCCCAUGAGAGCACCAAUUAGUUGCCAAUGUCAUUUGACUCAUCAGGAAGAUCUUGUUUAAAAGAAAAUACCCACAAGGCCAGGUCCCUUUCCUUCUUGAAUGGCUAAUGGAUUUCCUUUCCUGCGAUCCACCCCAAAGCUGUCCUCCCCAGCCAAAGCCAAAACGAAGCCUGCAUGAGUCAGUCCCAGGAUGCCAUUUUCUCGUCACCAACAGGUGAAGAAACCCUCAUGAAUGUCAGUCAUCGAGACUCAGAGAGCAUCACAGAUGUCUCCGGCUGUGAGGACCUCCCCGAGGUGGAGCUGGUGAGUCUUUUGGAGGAGCAGCUCCCCCAGUAUAAGCUCAGGGUGGACUCGCUAUUCCUCUAUGAGAACCAAGAUUGGGCCCGGUCCCCGCACCACCAGCAACAUGCAGCCGAGACGCUCUCCCCGGUCCUGGCCGAAGAGACCUUCCGUUAUAUGAUUCUAGGCACAGACCGGGUGGAGCAGAUGACCAGAACAUACAAUGACAUCGACAUGGUCACGCACCUGCUGGCAGAGAGGGACCGUGACCUGGAGCUGGCUGCUCGGAUCGGACAAGCUCUCUUGAAACGGAACCACGUCUUAGCUGAGCAGAAUGAGUCCUUGGAAGAGCAAUUGGGACAAGCCUUUGAUCAAGUUAAUCAGCUGCAGCAUGAGUUGUCCAAGAAAGAUGAGCUACUUCGAAUUGUGUCCAUUGCCUCUGAAGAGAGUGAGACUGAUUCCAGCUGUUCAACGCCUCUUCGCUUCAAUGACUCUUUCAACUUGUCUCAAGGUUUGCUGCAGUUGGACAUGCUGCAGGAAAAGCUCAAGGAACUGGAAGAAGAGAAUAUGGCUCUCCGAUCCAAGGCUUGUCACAUAAAAACAGAAACUAUUACCUAUGAAGAGAAGGAACAGCAGCUUGUCCAUGACUGUGUCAAAGAACUUCGUGAAACAAAUGCUCAAAUGUCCAGAAUGACUGAAGAGUUGUCUGGGAAGAGUGAUGAACUGAUCCGAUACCAAGAAGAAAUCUCCUCCCUCUUGUCUCAGAUUGUAGAUCUUCAGCACAAACUUAAAGAACAUGUGAUUGAGAAAGAAGAACUGAGACUUCACCUCCAGGCUUCCAAAGAUGCCCAAAGACAGCUGACCAUGGAGCUGCAUGAGUUGCAAGACAGGAAUAUGGAAUGUCUGGGAAUGUUGCAUGAAUCCCAAGAAGAAAUAAAGGAACUUCGGAGUAGGUCUGGCCCUGCUGCUCAUCUUUACUCCCAGUCUUAUGGAUUCUCAGGGGAAUCCCUGGCAGCCGAGAUCGAGGGGACCAUGCGCAAAGAGUUGAGUUUGGACGAAGAAUCUUCUAUCUUUAAGCAAAAAGCCCAGCAGAAACGGGUAUUUGACACGGUCAAGGCUGCCAAUGACAUGCGGAGUCGUGUUGCACCCUACCCCGCCCUCCCCAUUCCUGGCUCCAACCGCUCGAGUGUCAUCAUGACUGCGAAGCCUUUCGAGUCUGGUUUCCAGCAGGCAGAGGACAGAAUCCGGAACCAGGGGGACCACGCCGAGGAGAACCCGGGGAACCCCCAGAAGGAAGACCAGCCAGGACCCUGUGGAGAAAGUGACUUAGCCACAGCACUGCACCGGCUUAGUCUGCGGCGGCAGAACUACCUGAGCGAGAAGCAGUUCUUUGCUGAGGAAUGGGAGCGGAAGCUCCAGGUCCUGGCGGAGCAUAAAGUCGAGGGGGUGAACGGUGGUGGCACCCCCGCAGAGAGCCUGGCUUCUGUCUACACCAGCCAGUCAGAAAUCACAGACCUCAGCGCUGUCGGUGGCCUUCGAGGAUUCAUGCCUGAAAAACUGCAAAUUGUCAAGCCCCUUGAAGGAUCACAGACUCUGCACCACUGGCAGCAACUUGCUCAGCCAAAUUUAGGCACCAUCCUGGAUCCACGACCAGGAGUCAUCACUAAAGGUUUUGCCCAGUUACCCAAGGACGCCAUCUAUCACCUCUCGGAUUUAGAAGAGGAUGACGAGGAGGGCAUCACUUUCCAGGUUCAGCAGCCCCUGCAGGUGGAACAGACACCAUCCGAAUCCAGGCCAGGAACAGGAAUCUUCCUGCCUCCCAUCACUUCAGCAGGAGGCCCCGUGAGCGCUGCAACCUCGAAUCCAGGAAAGUGUCUGUCAGGUACUAACUCCACCUACACCUUCACCACCUGCAGGAUCUUACACCCCUCUGAUAUCACUCAGGUGACCCCCAGCUCUGCAUUUCCUUCCCUAUCCUGUGGUAGUAGUAGUAGCAGUUCCUCAAACACCGCAGUGAACUCGCCGGCCCUGUCAUAUAGACUCAGCAUCGGGGAAUCCAUCACCACCCGGCGGGACUCCACUAUCACCUUUAGCAGUACCAUGGGGUUAGCCAAGCUGCUGCAGGAGCGAGGCAUCUCAGCCCAAGUGUAUCACAGCCCCGUCUCAGAGAGCCCCCUGCUUCAGCCUCUGUCUAGAGCCCUCGAGAUCCCUUGCACCCCACCAAACUCACCCUCCCACUCGCCCUGCCCCUCCCCACUGCCCUUUGAACCUCGAGUGCAUACCUCCGAGAACUUUCUGGCCUCCCGACCAGCCGAGACGUUCCUUCAGGAGAUGUAUGGCUUGAGGCCUUCCCGGAACCCUCCCGACGUCGGCCAGUUGAAAAUGAACUUGGUGGACAGGCUGAAGAGACUGGGGAUUGCCAGGGUGGUAAAGACUCCCGAUGUCCAGGAAAAUGGAGGAAGCCAAGAGGCAGAAACGGGUCUACAGAGACCAGGCUCUGCUGUUUACUUAAAUUCAGGUAGCAAUUUAUUAAGUGGACUCAGAAGGAAUCAGAGUCUCCCCGUGUUAAUGGGUAGUAGCUUUGGACCCUCAGUGUGCACGUCCUCACCCAGAAUGGAAAUUCUGAAGGAGCACUGAGUCCUCAGAAGUUCCCUGACCUCUUUCGCAGGUUAGCUCUUGGAGGAAGGUUUUGUACUGCUGUCAGCAGUCUGUGUGAAAGAAAAAGAAGGUCGCAGAAGGUUGAGAAUGUGGGAAAGGGUAGCUGGAAGAAUGGGAACAAGAAUAGUUAGAAUGUUGGGAUGAGAGCAUUGGCCCUCAGUAAUGGGGCCUGAUCAGUAGAAAGUAUCCAUGAAAGGUCAUUGAGUCUUUGGAGAAAGAUGUGAAAGAAAGGGUUAAGCGUUCGUCUAGUUGGGUUUUCUUGUCUUGAAAAAUGAUGAGAACCAGAAAUUCUGUAAUAGUGGGACAUAUUUCUAGUAAGUAUAAGCAAGGAAAGCCCUGGUUAGGGGAUGAGAAGAGAAAAGGGUAGCCCAGGAGAUAGCUCAGCAGCCAGUAUUUGCUUUGCAUGCACAAGACCUAAAGUUCAGUCCCCACAUGGCCCUUAGGGCCUUGGCAUCACAUACCCCUCUUCCCUGGCACCACUAGGUGGAGCCCUGGAGGCCCUGAGCACCAACUGGUGCCAAACCAUCCCCAUCUCCCCCGUAGCACGGCUGGGCCAGAGCAGCUUGUAACAUAAGUACUGCUGGAGGCCCCCAGGUAUCCUGAACACUACUCAGGAGUCCUCUCCCCGGCAAGAGAAAAGGUGCAGGAGCAGCUCUGGAAGGUUUGUAGAAAUGAUACGUUUUACUGAGACUUCAGUGAGGUGGCUUUGACUGUGGCCACCAUUACAAUCUGGUGAAAUUGUACCUGUGUCAGGACUUGCCACACUGGCAAACAGGGAGUUGGGCCUUUUUCAGAAGAUCUGGGUAGUGAAGACUCACUCCCUGUUGGCUGUUUUCAGGCCUUUGAGCCACUGGGAGUCCAAACACUACCCAUCUAUAUUCUUUUUGUAUUUGUGAUUUCUGAAAGUUCCUGUUUUAAAUUUGUAUUUUUAUACAACAUCCAAAAAGUAAAAUAAAAAAUAAAUAAGUAAAGCAGCAUGUGUUUGGGGGUGGGAGGGGUUUACUUUAAAAAGGAAAUUAAGUGUAAAUUGAAGCCCCAGUAAACUCACUUUCAGAACAUUUCUUCUGGACAAGUGCAGUGACCAAGGAAUUUGAACACAAUUGAAUGUUUUCAGACUUCCUUGGAAACCGGAAGGCAACCCCAGGUAACCAGAGUGCAAUCAAUAGGGAUUAGGGAAUGUUGUGUAUUUAUGUAUGUUAUUUUUUUGUAAAGAAAGUUGGCUACAACUAAACCUUUUCCAAAGUGUGCUAUGCAUAUUUUUAAUGAAAGAUGACUUGUAUUUGCACAAACAUUCUCAGGCACAUUAAAAUAUUAUAAGCUGAAAUAAAAUC
Molecule: messenger RNA, 4473 nt
Organism: Suncus etruscus (white-toothed pygmy shrew)
Lineage: Eukaryota; Metazoa; Chordata; Mammalia; Eulipotyphla; Soricidae
Gene: TRAK2
Product: trafficking kinesin protein 2
Exons: 16
Coding region: 380-3121 (913 amino acids)
Biological process (GO): neurogenesis; anterograde axonal transport of mitochondrion
Cellular component (GO): dendrite
Molecular function (GO): GABA receptor binding
Source: RefSeq, a predicted model, not a curated record